AUGGACCCAAAGCAUAUUAGGGACCCCGGGUUUCUUGAAAGGCAAUAUAUUUGUCGCAAUACCAACAAAUACUGGACCAAUUUUAAUAUCGUAGCUAAGUAUAACCAAAAAGUUGACGCUCAAUUGCUUUCUCGCGCCUUGAGGAAGUUAUGCUUAAGUGACCUUUGGUUAGUCCUAAACUUCUUUAGAAAGUACGGUGAUCACGCAGAUGAUCAUAAUCUCAAUGGAGUUAAUUUUGAGGUUAGACCUGUUAAGCAAUUUAAAUUUGAAGAUGUAGUAUCUUUCGAGCAUAUCCCUAGUUUCGAUGGAACUUUUCUCGAAAAAGUCAAUGAACUAGUAUGUCCUAUGAACACAGAAUUACCUCUCUGGAGAAUCAUAGUAGUCAGUACCGAUGCAAAUGAGCAAUACAUUUGUAUCUAUUUCGACCAUUCGAUAUUUGAUGGAACAGCUGGUGUACACUUCCAAAGAUUUCUUAUCGACCAGCUUAAUAAAAUACACGAAGGAAAUGACACCGAAGUGGUAUCAGAGGAGUAUAUGUUCAACUACGUGGAAGAUAUUGAUAGAAUUGAUGCUAUUGUUCCCAGUGCUAAGGAAAAUACAAAUAGCCUUUUCCAAACUUCGAUAUUCUAUAGGGUAAACGAGUUCCUCAAACAGUUAUGGAAGAGAGUCCGUCGCUAUUUGCCGUUCCAGUCCAAGAGCUCGACACUAACUUUCAGUCACAAUGUGGUAACCCGAAACAUGUCUGCUAAAUACCGAACAGUGACUAUACCCUCAAGCGAUGUGGGGCAAGUGCUAAAAUUUUGUAAGGGUAAUGGGUUCACAAUGACCCCAUUAAUUAAUGUGAUUGCGUUGAAAGCACUUGAAGGAAGUCUUUUCAAAGGCUUGGGAUUACAUCAGAAUCGAUUUCCUUCUACUAUUUCGUGUCUACCAAUCAAUGGGCGUAAAUUCGUCAACAAUCCCUCAAAACUAGGUGUUUACGUCGGAUACGACUUCUUUCAGUUUCCUAGCCCUAUUUCCAAUCUUGUCACAUUCUCCCAAGACUUGUACGGCAUGCUAAAUCGAACUAUCAGGUCCAAAUCGUGUUUCAGUCUUGUAGGGAUGUAUAAACAUGUAAACAUAUGGGACACCUAUAAGUCAAAAUUGGGCAAAAAGGAUGGAAGAGCUACAAUUGCAAUUUCGAAUCUUGGAAGAAUGGAGCAAAUUCCCAGCUCCGGAAGUGAAGACGAGAAAUUUUGGCAGAUAGAAGAUAUAUGGUUUUCUCUGUGUAUGGGUCUUGUACUCCAUAGCAUGAUUUACUGUAUAACUUGUGCCAAUGGUAACUUAAAUCUUGUCUUUGGGUUUUUGCCGGAGUAUGAAUUGUACUUAGACAAGUUUGUGCUGGAAUUCAGGCGCAUAUUAGAUAAUGAGGUGCUCAGCAAGUGA
Molecule: messenger RNA, 1422 nt
Organism: Dujonia railenensis
Lineage: Eukaryota; Fungi; Ascomycota; Pichiomycetes; Serinales; Debaryomycetaceae
Source: the annotation of a GenBank genome assembly